CUUCUAGAAAUGAAUAAAAGGGCACAAGGGUAAAGAGGAAAACAAACAAGCCAGGUAACUACAUUAUGAGGAAAUGAAGAACAGAAAAGCAAAAUGUUUGAUGAUAUCGCCGCCUACAGGCCACAUGCCCAUGAUCCAUCUUCUUUGGGAAAUUUCCUCCUCUGCUGCGUCACGUUCCCCAGGGCUAGGCCAUGGGCCAAGCAGAAGUCGUGAUUCUGGCGCCUGGUCCCACCGCAGCCGCGUCCCACGAGCCCAGGCCAAGCUGGCUUCUGCUGUUUGUCUCGCUGCUUGCUCGACGCCGUGGAGAUUGGCCACCAGGAGGAGCGAGUGGAUACGAUGUCAGGGACCACACGUAGGAGAGCACCAGGGGACCUGGGGACGCUUCCAGUCGGACAACUUACAAGGCAUCGUAAAAAGUGACAGCUCGGGUUUGAUAUAAACCCACGCGGGCACAACCACGCGAGGCUUCAUGUCGAUCAAAAGAACUAGAACACUGCAGAGCU
Gaeumannomyces tritici R3-111a-1 is the source of this 503-nucleotide messenger RNA. RefSeq lists its product as hypothetical. The transcript has a single exon. NCBI's taxonomy places the organism in Eukaryota, Fungi, Ascomycota, Sordariomycetes, Magnaporthales, Magnaporthaceae. The coding region runs from base 74 to 439 and encodes 121 amino acids. The record is from RefSeq and is a predicted model, not a curated record.